CAUUUCGGUCAGCUUUUGAAGUACGCAAAGAAGUAGCAAGAACAAAAGACGUAGAAAAUUUUUAAGAGCUUACAGAAAUUGAAGUCAAAUUACUAAGAAAAAUUGUAUUUUGCCAAUAAAAAAAGUAGUAAAAGCAUCGAAUUUAAAACGUUGGUUUAUUUUUUUGGGCAAACGAACGAUAUUUUAUUAUUUCGUCUACUUUAAAGGAUAUAAAUUUGCAUACAAAAAAAAUACGAACAGACUAAUUGGAAAAAUCAUUGCAACGCAGUUAAAGUAGUUUUUAUUACUUUGGCUAAAUUUAAGAUUUGCUGCAAUUUGAAAGCCGAAAUAGAGUAUAUUUGUGCGUUUGCGAGUGCUAUAAAAUGUUUCAUAAUAAAUAUUUGACUUUGGCUUUGGUGCUGAGUAUUUGCAGCGCUCUAGUUUGUGCCGCCCAAAUCGAUGUGAGUCUGGACAAAGCAACAUUGCCUGCUGAUCCAGCAGCAGCACCAGCAGCACCAAUCGUUGGUAAGGAUGAAGUUGUAGAUAAAACAACUAAAGCAACCACCACGUCCAGCACAACUACUACAUCAACCACAACCACAACCACUACAACAACAACAACAACACCGCCGCCACCUACAACUUCAACAACACCUUCGACCACCACCACUACAGUGUCACCAACGACAACCGCUGCACCCGUCACCACAACUGUUGCGCCAAUAACAACUACACCGUCACCAGCGCCAUUCCCAGCACCAGAGAUUGGCGUAUGGAAUUCCAGCUGUAUAAUUAUGCACUUUGCUGCUCAAUUGAAUGUUACCUAUGAGACCAAAGACAACAAAACUGCUUCCCGUUUGUACAACAUCCCCAAGGAUGCCAAGGUUGAGGACGCCAAUUGCGCCAAUGUUUCACAAACGAUUCACAUUAUUUGGGGACCAGUUGAAGCUAUACACUCGAUGGUACUCCAAUUCGAUUUGGUCAACAAAUCUAGCGAGUUGAAACAGAUCUUCAUUACCUUGCCACUCACCAGCGAUUCCUUCCCUGAUGCUAAGGAUAACGAAACCAUCCAACUGAUCCACGCUGGCGAUGAUUUUGUUACACCGGUUAAAAUGUCUUACCAUUGCACACGUGCACAGAAAUUCAAUUUGACCGAGGUAGUGCAGACUACCAAAGUAAUUGGCACCAUUACGCUGAGCAAUGUACAAACCGAGGCAUUCAUCACGGACCAUCGCAACACCUUCGCCAAUGCCGUGGAUUGUGAUGGACCCAAAACAAUGGACAUUGUGCCCAUUGCUGUUGGCAUUGCAAUGGCCGCACUCAUACUCAUCGUAUUGAUUUCGUACUUGUGUGCGCGUCGUCGUUCCACAUCGCGUGGCUACAUGAGCUUCUAAGCGGUUUAUAUAGCACGUGUUGCUCGUUUGGCGUUUUAGUGACAGUAAUUAUAUAUGUAGGCAUAGGCGGUCGUAGUAUGUGUGAGGGGACACGCUGGGGGGUUAUUUUGUAUAGGGUUUUCCGCGAAAUUUUGAUUUAAUUUGAAAAGGGGAAAUUUUUCUUUUCUUUUCUUCUUAGUUUUUGAGAGAGAGAGAGAGAGAGAGAAUGAGUAAAAAGAUUGAAUUGCCGAGUUUUGAUUUACUUUGUCACGUAAUAUAGCAGUUGAAAGAAAGGUUGAAAGAAAAUACAAAAUACAAAAAUAAAAACAACAACAAAAUAAUAGCCAACACAGCAGUCAUUUAAGAUAUUCA
Messenger RNA from Zeugodacus cucurbitae (melon fly), 1724 nucleotides. It is a transcript of the gene Lamp1, whose product is annotated as lysosome-associated membrane glycoprotein 1. Lineage: Eukaryota; Metazoa; Arthropoda; Insecta; Diptera; Tephritidae. The transcript has 4 exons. Gene Ontology annotation, cellular component: membrane. The record is from RefSeq and is a predicted model, not a curated record. Bases 363 to 1373 code for a protein of 336 amino acids.